This is a messenger RNA of Colletotrichum lupini, 531 nucleotides long. RefSeq lists its product as uncharacterized. The transcript has 4 exons. NCBI's taxonomy places the organism in Eukaryota, Fungi, Ascomycota, Sordariomycetes, Glomerellales, Glomerellaceae. Bases 1 to 531 code for a protein of 176 amino acids. The record is from RefSeq and is a predicted model, not a curated record.
AUGGGAUUACCCAGUGGCCACAAUACCAAGCAUGUAAUCUGGCCUGAGGUCCACGUCAUCUGGACUUUUGAACUCCAAAGUUCCCCUUUCCUUGGCCGGAGAUCCAUCUUGGACGGAGUUCCAGACCUCGUCAUAACGCCGUACUCCAAAGUUCUCCAAAUCACUCCAAUAUCAUUGGAGAUGAGUACGCAGCCCCGUUUGCCCCCGUAUCCUCCUCACCGAAACGAACAAUAUGACGCCGAGUGGCUUUUUCCCGACUUUUUUGCUGAAUCCCCGAUGGGGCCCUUGGCUGUCGUGACCCUUGACUGCAUCCGGGGUCCCGGUCCAACGAGGCCCCUUUCCCGAGAACAGCCAGCUGAGCUCCCAGGCUCCCAGCCCAGGGAAAAAAUUAACGGGAUACGGGAUCGGCACGCACGACUCGACCUGACAUUUCCCUUUCCCUCCCUUCCCACCCCAGUUCUUCAAAGCGCCACUGCCCACUAUGAGGCCCUCGCGCCCAAGCGAGAUGAUGGCAUGCCAUCAGAUUCAUAA